This is a messenger RNA of Ciona intestinalis (vase tunicate), 437 nucleotides long. Lineage: Eukaryota; Metazoa; Chordata; Ascidiacea; Phlebobranchia; Cionidae. The record is from RefSeq and is a predicted model, not a curated record.
UGGAGCACAACAAAAAGCAGCUAAUCCUGAAGUAAUGAAGAAUAAAAACAAUCCUGAAGAAAGCAAAAACAAGAGAGUGGAUACUGUAUCAGAUGAUACCUCCAUUGAAACUGAAAACACACGCAACAGUGUUGCAAGUAACGAUGUAGAACACAUAGACAGUCCAGGAAAAAGAAAGAGAUUAUCCAGAGCAGAUGCCCGUUCAAGGGAAAACCUUUCUAAUCUAGAGGGAGUGGAAGAGAAGUUUCCUUUUGAUACAAAGCCAUACAUUCCUAUGAAACAAAUAACCAAUGAACUGAGUAACAGCCAGUCUUCACCAACCUUAAUUAACAAUAAGUCUUACUGUUCUGAUUUGUAACAAUUGCCUGCAUAAGAUUUAAAUGCAGCAGCCCCAGCACUUGGCUGAUGUGUAUCGGGUAUCCCAGGCAUUCAGAUGA